AUGAAUCAAUCUACCACUAUACUCUUUGUUCCAGGCGCGUGGCACAAUCCCGAUUGCUAUGAUUCCAUUGUGAGCCGCCUCGAGGCAGUCGAUUAUAAGACCAAGAAGGUCCAUCUACCCACAGUGGGUCCACUAACACACUACCUGGACUUUGACGAAGAUGUUGCACAUAUCCGAGCGCAAAUCGAGCAAGCAGUCAAUGCAGGGCAGAAAGUGGUUGUGGUGGUGCACUCUUAUGGCGGGGUACCAUCAAAUGAGGCAAUUCAAGGACUGGACAUCAACACGCGCCAGAAGAUGGGUCUGACUGGCGGCGUCACCCAUCUGUUUUUCUGCUGCUCCUUUGUCAUUGCCGAAGGACAAUCACUCAUCAGCGCCUUCGGUGGAAAUGACCUUCCUUGGUUUAGAGUGGCAGACGAUAAGUUGGAAGUCAAUGUUGCAGAUCCAGACAAAGUUUUCUACAACGACUGUGAUGAUGCGCAGGUUGAACGUGCGGUCGCUGCUUUGAGAUCCCAUAGUUACCAGAGCUUCCACAGUAUCUGUACUUAUGCAGCAUGGAAGCAUAUUCCAUCAACCUACUUAUACUGUCUUAAGGAUGCAGCCAUUCCUCUCGCGGUACAGAAGAUGAUGGUUGAGGGCACGGCUAAAGGAUCCGGGAUGAGGACGGAGACGGUGAAUGCAUCCCAUAGCCCGUUUAUCAGCCAGCCUGAUGAGUUGACUGCAGCCAUUCGACGGGCUGCUGGGGAGAGCAUUUAA
This is a messenger RNA of Penicillium pulvis, 753 nucleotides long. Its product is annotated as alpha/beta hydrolase. The coding region runs from base 1 to 753 and encodes 250 amino acids. Lineage: Eukaryota; Fungi; Ascomycota; Eurotiomycetes; Eurotiales; Aspergillaceae. The transcript has a single exon. The record is from RefSeq and is a predicted model, not a curated record.